AUGGGUAUUUUUGGCACUUCGCAAGGUGAAGAACAGCAAUUGAGAGACGCAUCAAAUGUUCAAGAGGCUAUUCACGACCAAGCAUCUUCAGCUAACCUCUCUGCAUAUGCGACUGCUGAAGAAGACUUAAACGAAACUGAUGAAGAAGACGUUUCAAGCCAGGCUGGACGGGCUAUUGAUGGAAGAGUAGAUGGACCUGACAGCUCAGAUACAGAUACCGGAUCUUAUAUGAAAGAGGUAUAUGCGGAUGAAAAGCCAUCGGAGAAGUCAUAUCCUGAUCCAGAAUAUAACAUCAGCAACGAAAGACCUGAAGGAAAACAAUGGGCGAAUGAUGGACAGAAUGAAGAAUCGUUGAAAGGAGCCGCAUCUGAAAAAUUAAAUGACAAAGUUAACUCGUCAGAUGAACCUAUACACAUUGAAAACUUAGACUGGGAUUCACCCGAUGAUAAAUCUAAUCCUCAAAAUUGGCCACAAUGGAAAAAAUGGUAUAUCACGUUUACCGUGGCGCUCAUUUGCUUGUGUGUUUCAUUAGGUAGUUCUUUAUACGUUACGGGUAUCCCAAGCUUAAUGGUUGAAUUCGGCGUAUCACAGGAACUUUGUAUCUCUGGUUUGACAUUCUACUUAAUUGGUUUAGCAGUUGGCCCUGCGAUUGCUGCCCCAAUGUCUGAAGUAUUUGGUCGUCGUUGGAUUUACUUCUUUUCAUUACCAAUUUCAAUGUUAUUCGCGAUGGGAAUUGGUUUAUCAAAGAACAUCCAUUCGAUUUUAAUUUUAAGAUUCUUCUGUGGUUUCUUUGCUUCGCCAGCCAUGGCGGUCGCUGGAGGUUCUAUUAGUGAUAUUUGGAGUUUCCAAGAUAUGGGCUUCGCUAUGGCUAUGUUCUGUUUAGCACCUUUCUUAGGUCCAGUUUUAGGUCCUAUCAUUGGUGGAUUCGCAGCUGAACAGAAGGGAUGGGAAUGGACUAUGUGGAUUUACUUAAUGGCUUCAGGCCUUAUUCUUCCUUUUGUCUUACUCUUACCAGAAACAUAUAAGCCAAUCAUAUUAGCACAUAGAGCUAAGAAAAGGGGUGUUAAUUUAUACAAGCCCCCAGUAAAUAAGCAAUUUGUCAAAAAUUUGGCUGUUAAUAACUUAUUACGUCCCAUACAAAUGUUAAUCGUCGAACCUAUCGUUUCCAUUUUCACGAUUUAUAUUGCUUUUGUUUUUGCAGUCUUAUUCGGAUUUUUCGAAGCUUACCCAAUUAUUUUCCAGGGUACCUAUGGUAUGAGCUUAGGGGUUUCCGGUUUACCUUUCCUUGGUGUUGGUAUUGGUUUAAUAGGUGGGGUUAUAUUUUUCAUCAUAUUAGAUAAGACAAUCUACAAUCCAAAAAAUCCCGAUGGCACUAGAGGUAAGAGAGACGAAAAUGGUAAUCUUAUUUUUGGUCUUCCAGAAAAGAAAUUGCUUUCUGGUAAGGUGGGAGCCAUUUGUUUACCUAUUGCAUUAUUCUGGUUAGCCUGGACUGGUAGAACCAAGUCAGUUCACUGGAUGGCUCCAAUUGCUGCUGGUGUUCCCUUUGGAUUUGGGUUGAUCUUGGUAUUUUUUGCCGUCAUUUACUAUUUCUCAAUGUCAUAUCCACCAGCUUCUCUUGCAUCUGCAUUAGCUGCAAAUAACUUGGUGCGUUACUUGUUAGCAUCUGUUUUCCCAUUAUUUACUGUUCAGAUGUACGAAAGAUUACAUAUCGAUUGGGCUACUUCAUUGUUUGCUUUCAUUGCAUUGGCCAUGGUCCCUGUGCCUUUCAUUUUCCAGAGAUAUGGUGCAAAAUUAAGAGGUAGGUCCAAGUUCGGCUACGCCGCACUCUUUAGACGUAUUGCCGAGCAAAAGGCUGCUGCUGCGCAAAAGGCUGAACCUGAAGCUGCUGCUCCUGCAACGGAUGCUUCACAUAAUGUUUGA
Messenger RNA from Debaryomyces tyrocola, 1920 nucleotides. NCBI's taxonomy places the organism in Eukaryota, Fungi, Ascomycota, Pichiomycetes, Serinales, Debaryomycetaceae. The record is from the annotation of a GenBank genome assembly.